AUUAUUUAUAUACACAUUAUUGCAACCGUCAAUCAAUUCUAAUCUUGAUUGUUCAACUCAGCAGUCGUCAAUAUACAAUGCAGUUUAAAAUUUUUAUUACGUUUGCUCUAAUUUUUACAUAUUUAGAGGUUUCAAAAUCUUACGAUUUAAGCGUUGGGAACCCAUUGAAGAACAAGUUGCACACUAAUAAGACAGUUUUGCUUCCAGCUAUUGCGGGGGUCGUGAGAAGUGAAAUAAUCGAUGUAAGACCACAGAGGCCAAUAAAGGCUAUAAAAGCAAUAGAUUUAAACAAAUCGAGUGUUCGACCAAAUAUAACUUUGGGAGGACUUGGAUACAAUUUCGUUUCUAUAAAACUGAAAAGUGACCGCGGAAAGAGUCUCAAAUAUAGAGUUGAAGUGUAUGUAUAGUAAAAUUUCCUUACGAAGGGACCUGAUGCAUCUUUAAAUAUCACUUGUAAUACUAAUAAUAACAAAGAUAUGAUGUGAUGUGAUAAGUAAACGAAUAUGUUGAACUA
Molecule: messenger RNA, 514 nt
Organism: Melitaea cinxia (Glanville fritillary)
Lineage: Eukaryota; Metazoa; Arthropoda; Insecta; Lepidoptera; Nymphalidae
Exons: 2
Coding region: 78-407 (109 amino acids)
Source: RefSeq, a predicted model, not a curated record